This is a messenger RNA of Musa acuminata subsp. malaccensis (wild Malaysian banana), 1385 nucleotides long. Its product is annotated as nifU-like protein 4, mitochondrial. Gene Ontology annotation, biological process: iron-sulfur cluster assembly. Gene Ontology annotation, molecular function: 4 iron, 4 sulfur cluster binding; iron ion binding. NCBI's taxonomy places the organism in Eukaryota, Viridiplantae, Streptophyta, Magnoliopsida, Zingiberales, Musaceae. The record is from RefSeq and is a predicted model, not a curated record. Gene Ontology annotation, cellular component: mitochondrion.
UAUCUCUCUGGAGAACCCGCUCCUGUCUCUCUCUCUCUCGCCGUCCUUGCCGCCACGCUUGCCCUCUGCCCAAGCACGGGCAUCGGUGCCGUCUCUACCUCGGCUUACAUCGAUCUCCUUUCCCCCUCGGUGGCUCUCGCCCUUCGCCCGCAUUCGCGGCACUUUUGGAAGCCCGCGUCGAGCGACGCAAAGGAGCGGUAUAUUGUAGGUCUCAGGACAACCUAUACGAAGCAGGGGAUGAAGAGAUCCGCAAGGCUGGUUGCGAUAACCUAUCUCUUGGGUAGGACUACAAAUCCUAAUCCAAGUUUGAUCAGGGGGAGUAGCGGAUGCUAUCUCUAUGCUUCUCUUCGUGCAAUCUCUUCUGCGUCGAUCCCUCUUCCUCUUCGGAAUCAAUGGCCCUUUUCUCGAAAUCCAUCCAAUUCAUGGGCAUCGUCACCGUGGAUUCGGUUCGGAGAAAUUUGCGGAAGACUUACUUUUGCUCUGAUCAUUAUAUGCUCAGGACAGAGGAGGAGCCUGUUUAUCCAAACACAGUCGACACCCAAUCCAUUGUCUCUCAUGUUUUAUCCAGGACAACCGGUAAUGGAAGUUGGAAGUGCUGAUUUUCCCAAUGCUCGUUCGGCUAUGACUUCACCACUGGCUAAAUCUAUGUUUGAAAUUGAUGGAGUCUCAAGAGUUUUCUUCGGAUCAGAUUUUGUCACGGUAACAAAGUCAGAAGAAGCUUCGUGGGAUUUUCUGAAGCCCGAGAUUUUUGCAGCAAUAAUGGACUUCUAUUCAUCUGGAAAACCACUUUUGCUCGACUCAAAUGUUGCAGCUUAUAUGGACACAGCAAUCCAUGAGGACGAUUCAGAAAUUGUUGCAAUGAUCAAAGAAUUACUAGAAACACGAAUUCGACCUGCAGUGCAGGAUGAUGGUGGGGAUAUCGAGUAUCGUGGAUUUGAUCCGGAUUCUGGGAUAGUCACGCUAAGAAUGCAAGGUGCCUGUAGCGGCUGCCCAAGCUCAUCUGUGACAUUGAAGUCUGGCAUCGAGAAUAUGCUUAUGCAUUAUGUGCCGGAGGUCAAAGGGGUUGACCAGGAGCUAGAUACGGAUGAGGGUGCUUCGUCAAGCAGUCAAACGGAAUAAAAUGUCACCGAAGAAGCCUAAUCAUCGAACCUCCCCCGUAAAGAAUUAGUACCUGCUGUGAUUUCUCAACUCGUAACAUCAGUGGAGAAAUCUGGAGUUAUAGCCGAAGACCAUUUAACCUCUGUAUAUAUGUUUUGUAAGAGAGGAAAAAGAUACCCGUAAUGUUCGAUAGCGAAGCAUGUAACUAUCGAAAUGAGAUUUUUUUUUUUUUUUCAUUUUUAUCCAUGGGCACAUUUCCACAUUAAAUGUUUGUCUUUUUUAUGUCA